GGUAAAGUGAAGUGACAAAGAAUCCAUCAAUAACAACGUUUCUUAACAGUGACAGUGACCGUGAUCGAUUGUGAUAAACGAAAACCGAACAUUCCAAGAUGCGACGAAUGAAAAUGAACAUUGAUCCAGAUCUUGGAGAUCUAGAGGAGAUGUUAGCACACGUGCAGACACAAUUGGAACACGAAAUUGACAUGGAGAAAGAAUCCAAAAUGCCAUCUCUGGUCAAUAUACAGGAAUCACCAAAACUGGUGAAAAGGACCUCUUCUUUCACCAGAUCAGAUUCCUUCGACUAUAGGAAAACAGCCCCGAGACCUCCUCCGGCCAGAACCGAUUCUGGAAGUCGAUCUUUAAAUGGGAAUUAUGGGGAAUAUCGAAAUGGCAACGAAUCUGAAGAACAGUAUUCCCAACCUCAGAUCAAUGGGAAAUUUAAAGGUUCUCAGACCAGUUUGAAAUCUGAUGAGGGGUCCCAAGUGUCCUUUCAGUCGUUUCGUUCAGAACCCGUGUCUCGCCAUUCGGUGAUGAGCUUGCAGGAGAAGAGGGGAUCUUUCGCUUCUCUUAACGGGAGAUCGAAGACUGCUACUCUUCCACGAGGUUACGGCUCGACGAAGGAGAAGAAUUGGGAGGAGUAUUGGGCCUUCGAACAAUCAAUAAGCAGCGCCCGGGCCUCCGUGAUGGUGUACGACGACGUGCUGAAGCGCUGGGUGCCCUCGGGCUCCAGCUCCGGCCUUUCCAAAGUCCACAUCUACCACCACACCCAACACAAUACCUUCAGAGUCGUGGGACGGAAGCUGAAUGAUCAUGAGGUGGUGAUAAACUGUGGAAUAGUCCGCGGUCUAAAGUACAACCAGGCGACCGCCACCUUCCACCAGUGGAGGGAUGCGAGGCAUGUGUACGGCCUCAACUUCUCCUGCAGAGAAGAUGCCGACAGCUUCGCGAGAGCCAUGAUGCAUACUUUGGAGAUCCUGGCGAAUAAGCCUGCGACGAACAAUGCGCCGGCGCCGCCGCAGCCGCCCAAUCCGCCCGUGCCUUACAACGGGCACAACAACGCUCACACCUACGACGAGGAUAUGGGGUACAGAACAAUGACCCGCGAAGACGCCGCCAUCUUCCAGCAGCCACAGUACCACGCGCCCCACAACCAGCAGCACCAGCAGUACCACGCGGCCCCCAGCCAGUACCAUGCGCCCCAUCAUCAUCAUCAGCAGCCCCAGCAGCCGACGCCCCCGGCGCCGCCCCCGCACGGUGUGCACCAUACACUGCCCCACCAGCCCAGCCAGCCCACGCCUGGACACCAUCGCACCAACAGUGCUCCGAUGCCACCCAACAUGACGCUAUCGGCUGCGGCGCCCGGAGCGCCCGCGCCUCCGCCCGUGCCCCCGCAUCAGAACCUGCCGCCCCCCGCUAACGGCCCCCUAGCACCCCCUACGCCGCCAGCAGCCCCACAACCACCACCAAUGCAGAGUCAAGCGCCGCAAGUGGUGGCGUCGGGUCCCCCGCCGCCGCCGCCGCCGCCGAGCGCAGGCGGCGCGCCCCCCAGCGCGGGGCCGCCUGCCCCCUCGGCGGCCUCCGUCACUUCGCCGCCGCCCCCGCCGCCGCCCCCCGCGCCCGCGCCGCCCCCCGACGUCUCCGGUUUAGCUGCGCAGUUGCAGCAAGCUAGGCUUAAGAGACAAGCCAAGCAAACAAAUGGUCAGUCAAGCGGUCAGACGAGCGCGGAGGCGGCUUCGCCCCCCGGCGGGGCGGAGCACUCAGGCUCGUCGUCGUCGUCGUCCGGGGGCUCCGGCCGGCCCGCCGCCACGCUGUCCUGCAUGAUGAACGAGAUGGCACGCACCCUCGCGCGCCGUCGGGCGCAUCUCGACCGGGCUGAGGAGUCGUCAGCGGAGUCUGUGCCCUCUACCCCGAUGAAGACGUGGGAACGCUCGGCGACCCUCCCGCACCGACUGCCCGCCGCCGCAUGCAACGGCGCAUCUAAUUCGGAGACGAUCGCCCAACAACAGCCACAGUCGCCGCGGUCAGUGCGCAAAAGGUUUGGUUCCGCCAGCGAGGAAACUAUACUUAAGCAAGUGAAUGGCGGUAACGAUGGUGGCUGUGUGUCGGCGGCAGAGUGGGACGCGUUCAAACAGGAGAUGAUGCGGGAGAUGAGGCAACAACUCAACCAGAUGAAAAAGGAAAUAUUAGACGCAAUGAAGGCGGAGUUUGCGCGCAGGUAAGGUCGCGUGGCGCGCCGAGUGAUGCUAGUCCCCGACGCCGAAUGAACACAUAUUUUAUUACCUGACCCUUACAUUACUCCACUUUAACCGACAUUCGACGAGAGAUUACUUAUACGUACUUUUAUCAUAAAUAGGAC
Messenger RNA from Spodoptera exigua (beet armyworm), 2344 nucleotides. NCBI's taxonomy places the organism in Eukaryota, Metazoa, Arthropoda, Insecta, Lepidoptera, Noctuidae. The record is from the annotation of a GenBank genome assembly.